Molecule: messenger RNA, 1115 nt
Organism: Durusdinium trenchii
Lineage: Eukaryota; Dinophyceae; Suessiales; Symbiodiniaceae
Source: the annotation of a GenBank genome assembly
CAACAUCACUCAGCGAUAGAUUGUACAUGUAGGUUUCACUGGCCAUGGCCAUCCCUUUGGUGAACGCUCCGUGGAUUUCCUGUCAGCACCGUGUGCCACGCCCUUGCUUUCCCACCCGCCACGCACCGCAGACAGACUGGAAGACCACGGCCGCUGCAGCCACAUUGGGUGGCACUCUGGCGGCACUGCUCCAACGCUUGCGCCGGGCCGUGCCACCUGAACGCCGUCGGCUCCUGCGGGAAGCGAGCCUGGCACAGCUGCGGAUCAUCGCAGUGGGGCUGGAACUGCCUCAGUGCGCGGAUGAGCAGAGGUUGGCGAAGAGGAUCUCUCAGGCUUUUGAGGAGGAUGACAGCUUUGCGCGACAAAGACUGGGAGCUACGCUGCUGAAUAGCCCCAUUCUAGAGUCGAAAAGCGAAGAGUUUCAACGGCUCAUUGCUGAGCGGUUUAAAUGGAGAGAGCUGCAGAGCCUUUGUCGGCUGCUGCGACUACGCACGCGGGGUCGGAAGGUUGGCCUGGCCCGGAUGAUCACCAACGAGCUCCUGGAUCGGCGUGACCCAGGUGAGAUCAGAGGAGCCGAGGUGGUGAGAGGACAAGAAGCAAAUCAAGAGGCCUGUGGCGACAUCCCUGAGGUGGUUGACGCGCAUUUCGUACCAAUUCAGCAGAACAAUUUGCAGAACGUGCAGGAAGAAUCGGAGGCAGAACCGGUUCUGAUACCUACCGUACUCGAAGAUGAAGAAGAGAGGAGAUCCAGACUGCACGCGGAGCGGAGACAGCAGAGAAGGCGACGCCUCGCUGAGAUCCUCGCAGAGGAGUUUUCCUCGGUGGCAACGUGACGCCUUUCGUGACCUCCGAAAUUCAUUCAGUAUUUGGUGGACUCAGCAGAUGUGAAGACAGAAGAAACAUGCAAUGACAAGCAGGUGGCGUUUUGCCUGGUCUUGCAAGUACAGACAAGAUUUCUUACUUGCUUGUUAGAAUUUUUGCCAAUGCUUUACAUGGCAGCUGGUCAACCAGAACCUUGUGCAUAGUCGAUUGUUUUGAGCAUCGAUUGGGCAGCACCCAACAGUGGGGCCAACAUGCUGGACAUAUCAUCAACAUAUCCAAUGAACUUGGUCAAG